AUGAAUGAAUAUUACAGCGAUGAAUAUCCAGAAAGUGAAGAAUAUUCAUACAUAUCGAAAUCAGAGGAAAAUUAUCAAAAGAAUAAAGAUAUGCAGAAGAUAUGCAUGCAAAAGCUACCAGCACCAAUAUCUAUAACAAGUGUCCCAAUAGAAAAAGAUGUUCAAAUUCCUGAAUCUGUUAUCACUGAAGAAAUCUUUGUUCCUAUUGGGAAAUCAUCAAGAGAUCCUUUACCUUCAAAAGGUGUAAUGACUGCAAAUAGGAAUAAAAUAACAGCACAAACUGGAACACCCCAUACAAGAAUACCGACAGGUAUACGAUUUACGGAGGAGCGACACCGAUCACGUACGAUCAGUAUUUUCAAUGAGCAGAAACCAGAGAAAUGA
Molecule: messenger RNA, 384 nt
Organism: Brugia malayi
Lineage: Eukaryota; Metazoa; Nematoda; Chromadorea; Rhabditida; Onchocercidae
Exons: 3
Coding region: 1-384 (127 amino acids)
Source: RefSeq, a predicted model, not a curated record